GUUUGUGCGUGCCUGGCACGACUGCGGUCCCACUGUCGCGCUCGCCGUCAACGUCGUCGCGUGAGUGAGAAGGCUCGCGGACACCCACCGCACGGUGCGACAGCGUCCCGACAAUACCAAGCGUCCCCGUCCGAUCCCCGCGCGACAUGUCAAGUCAAAUAUGUCUAAAGUGGAACAGUUUUCUCAGCAAUAUCGCGACCAGCUUCGAGAGCCUGUGGGAGGAAGAGGGCCUGGUGGACGUGACUCUCGCGAGUGACGGACAGUGCCUCACGGCGCACAAGGUGAUACUCUCGGCCAGCAGUCCCUUCUUCAAGAAGGUCUUCCAGACAAACCCGUGUCAGCAUCCGGUUAUAAUACUUCAGGAUGUACACUUUAGUGAAUUGGAAGCACUGUUAAUAUUUAUAUACAAAGGCGAGGUAAAUAUUGAGCAAAAAAAUUUGCCAGCGCUCUUAAAAGCAGCAGAGACAUUACAAAUUCGGGGUUUGUCUGGUGGGGACAUCUUCGCAAAGGAGUCCUACAAACGACUGGCUGAGCUAGAACAGGCUGUGGCUGAGGAUGCGCCGCUGAGUAAGGAGGAGACACCUAAAAAGAAACAGAAAGUUAGCAAACAACAGAACAAUUCUAUCUUGGAGAAAGCACUAACACCUAGAAUAUCGCAAUCGGAAAAUACAAAUGAAUCCGCUGCCAGCGAUCAAAGCGGGAAAGAUGGGGAGUACAUGUUGCCAGAGACAUUACCUAAUCCAGUGUAUCAUCGUUUGGAGAUGAAAAUAGAACCAUUGGAAAUGGCGGUAGACGAUCUCCAGAAACGAUCUCCAAUAGAUAAGGAUCCAGCGGAAAGGCUAGACACAGGACAGGCAGAUGGAAAUCAAGGAUCGUCGAAGCCGAUUGUGACAGUAAUAGCCGAAGCUCGCCACACUUCACCAGAUCCGCAAACGCACAGGAGAGAUUUCCUUGCAGUUGAAUGCAGCUCGUUCAGUCGCUUUUCGGGUCUCUCGAAAUAUAUGGCGGAUCCAUCAUCUGACUUACCGAAUUAUUCUCGUGCCGAACAAACUUCGCCAGAUCCGCAAACGCACAGGACAGAUUCCGCAGUUGAACGUUUUUGGAAUCUCUCGAAAUAUGUGAAGGACUCAUCAUCUGACUUACCGAAUUAUUCUCGUGCCGAACAAACGUUAGAUCAACCGGAAUCCUCGAAUUUCCUGGGACACAAUCCUGGAGUUUCACAACCCAGUUUCCCCGCGUUCGUCGAGUCCUACAGUACAGAUUUAUCAGAAGAGGCUGUAAAAGGUGGACCAGUGUAUCCACCGUUUCCCUGCCCUUUUUGCGACAGGGCAUAUACGAGUUGGGGCUUCCGCAGAAGGCAUAUAAAAGCUGUCCAUACUAUUUCUCCAUCUCUUAAUUGCAAAUGGUGUUUACAAGUUCUUCCCACGCACGCAGCUUGGAGACGGCAUGUGAUAUCAGCGCAUAAUUUAUCAGCCAGUGACGCACAUAAUGGUCUUUUAAUUUUGGAAGAAGCACAUAUGGUUCUGCAAAUAGCGCGUCCUACUAGAUUGGAUACAUUGGUUAACAUUAUUAAGCAAAGUUCGCAACAAAACUGUGGUCACGAUAGCACUCAACCAGAUAAAGAUUAGGUACAUCGGACAAGCAAGUGGGAAUUCGUCGCAACGUUCCCAUUCGAGAGUAGACAGUGCCUUUCCUGCUUUUUACGACAUUCGACUUUCCUUUGCAACACGGAAAUGGAACAUGACAAUAAUGAACGGGAUUUCGACUUUCCCUUGCAUUAUGGAAAUGGAACGGGACAAUAAUGAACGAGUCCAGAAUAGUUGAAAAGAAAACUGUUACUUAUGGAUAUAUAUACGAUGAUAAAGCGCAAUGUAUCUUCACAUCUUCAAAAAAAAAAAUCACAACAUUUUCUUCUUACAAUCAAG
Messenger RNA from Wasmannia auropunctata (little fire ant), 1925 nucleotides. Its product is annotated as GDNF-inducible zinc finger protein 1-like. The coding region runs from base 147 to 1628 and encodes 493 amino acids. Gene Ontology annotation, cellular component: nucleus. Gene Ontology annotation, molecular function: protein binding. Gene Ontology annotation, biological process: regulation of transcription by RNA polymerase II. The transcript has 7 exons. NCBI's taxonomy places the organism in Eukaryota, Metazoa, Arthropoda, Insecta, Hymenoptera, Formicidae. The record is from RefSeq and is a predicted model, not a curated record.